UCCUUCGGCCGCCCUAGCGGAAGGUGGUUUGUUUAGCAAGAUGGCGGCUAGCGGCCUCCGGCGGGCUGCUGCUGCGGCUCCCACUUCAGUGAAGCCCAUUUUUAGUCGGGACAUGAACGAAGCCAAGCGGAGGGUGCGCGAGUUGUACCGCGCCUGGUAUCGAGAGGUGCCGAACACUGUGAACUUGUUCCAGCUAGACAUCACCGUGCAGCAAGGACGGGAUAAAGUCCGAGAAAUGUUUAUGAAGAAUGCCCACGUCACAGACCCCAGGGUGGUGGAUCUUUUGGUCAUUAAGGGAAAGAUGGAACUGGAGGAAACGAUUAAUGUAUGGAAGCAGCGGACACACGUCAUGCGGUUCUUCCAUGAAACAGAAGCACCGAGGCCAAAGGAUUUCCUGUCCAAGUUCUAUGUUGGCCAUGACCCGUGAAUUCACUCAGGGAAAAGGUGCAUGUUGAUAUUUAUAAAUAUUUUAGAGCACAAAUAAACUCAGUAUGUGAUGGUCACUUCCUAAUAGAAUUCCACUGGUGAGCCAAUGGGAA
Molecule: messenger RNA, 539 nt
Organism: Leptonychotes weddellii (Weddell seal)
Lineage: Eukaryota; Metazoa; Chordata; Mammalia; Carnivora; Phocidae
Gene: NDUFA6
Product: NADH:ubiquinone oxidoreductase subunit A6
Biological process (GO): response to oxidative stress
Cellular component (GO): respiratory chain complex I
Source: RefSeq, a predicted model, not a curated record